This is a messenger RNA of Paramuricea clavata, 582 nucleotides long. The record is from the annotation of a GenBank genome assembly. Lineage: Eukaryota; Metazoa; Cnidaria; Anthozoa; Malacalcyonacea; Plexauridae.
AUGGAAAUAUCAAGUUGUCUGAAAGUUUUGGAAGAUAAAAUUAAGUCUAUAGAUGAUUUGGUUGAUGAGCAAGAUGACAUACAGCAGUAUAUUCGUCGCGACUGUGUGGAGAUUACCGGCGUCCCAAUGCUGCCUGUCGAUAAGCCGAAGGAAAUUGUAAAGGAAAUUGGCCAGCUCAUGGGAAUUGAGAUCGCAGAUCAUCAAAUUUCUACCGCACACCGCCUUCCCCCAACUCGUAAGGUAAAGGACAAGCUCAUUGUUAAGUUUGUGCAUCGGGAUACUAAAGACUUGUUCUAUAAAAAACGAAGUAAAUUGGUUGGCAAGAAGUCAAAUGAUUUGCCACUGGUUAAGCGUGAGUACGAAAAUAACAAUCGUGAAUUUAAUAAUAUUUAUGUAAACGAAUCACUAACUGCACGUAGGCGAAAACUGUUUGGACGUGUAAAUGAGUUCAAGCGAUCAGAGAGAUGGAAGCAUACCUGGACUAUAAAUGGAAAAAUUAUGUUACGGGAAGAGGAUGCUUCUCGUGUUUUUAGUUUUGUACAUGCCAGGGACUUCGAUGCUUUCUUGAACGAAUCUUUUUAA